AUAAUUCUGUUGUUAAUCUGGCAACUCAGGCAAAAGAGAAAAACAGAGCCCCAACCUGAACCACGAAGGCUGUCUGACAGCAAAUGCAGUUCGCAAAUUAGCAUCUACUUGUCAGCGAUAAUUCGUCAAAAUGUUAAAGAAAUCGACUUAAAAUGUGUAACUCUGUUUGAAAUUCGUGUCUAGUGAUUAAGUGCUCGCUAAGUGCAAAUUUCCUCGCGGAUUCCAGCGAAUUUUGAUCGGAAAUUCUGAGCUCGGAAACGAAUCCAUAAUGGAUGUUGACAAUGACCUAGUAGAUCAAAAUCUUCUUCAGCAAUUUAGCUGCAUGGGAACCACGGACAAAGAUGACCUGAUUAAACAGCUUCAGUGCAUAGUUGGAAAUAUUAAUGAACCCAUGGCAACAUUCUUCCUGGAAAUGAAUAAUUGGAAUUUGCAAGCUGCAAUUGGUUCAUACUAUGACUCGGACAAUCCAGUAAAGCUUCCCUCAAUGUCAGUUAUUCGGGAUGAAAUGGAUGCCGAGACGUUCAGAAUGAGAGUACCUCCCAAAUUCAGAUUCCUGAAAGUAUGGAAGCUGUUAAACUCAGGAGAUGAGACUUGGCCAAUCGGGUGUUGUCUCCAAUUUACGAGUAGAGACAAGCUAACGCAAGAGGACAGGAUCCCAGUGGAACCACUUGCUCCAGGCGCUAUCGCAGAUAUCGGAGUGAUAAUUGUUGCACCUGAUACACCAGGCACUUAUCAAUCAAAAUGUCGCAUGGUUGCCACGAAUGGAGCUUACUUUGGAGAUGUGAUUUGGUUUAUACUGGAUGUUGAAGAAGAUGCCGACAAGAAAAUGAUGUCACUUGCUCAACAGUUGUCUCACAUGAAUCAAUUAGGCUCAACUUUACCGCAAACAACUGAUCCAAACAGGCUUACAAAUCCAUUUGAAGCCAUUCAUAGUAAUUCUAGUUCUAAUUCUAAUUCGUCACAUAGUCAUUUACCAUACCAGGAUUCAGUGCCUAAUUCAAUCCCUGACAAUGAUAGGAGGAUGUGUUGAUCGCACGUCGAAUGGUAACUCAUCCUUGUCUUUUGUUUUAUUAAUAUAUUUUCUCUCUCUUUUUUUGCAAUUAAAUGAUUUACUUAAAUCUUGUACUUGUAGUUAAGUUUUAAUAUUUUAAAACAGAUAACUUGUUCAUCAGGUAAAAUUCAAGUCUUCAAAGAGAUGAGAAUUCUGAUCAGGCCUUUUCUCAAGAGGAGAACACAGUCCUCUUCUUCAGAAAAGUGACCUGCAGAUGUAAUGUAUCAGCCAUUUAGAGAUCAAGAAUGAUUAUCCUGUACUUCUUAACUACCAGAAAUUUGCAUACAAAGGAUAAUUUUAUGCUCUACAAUUGGAUGCUCUCGUAGUCUUGCCACUUUUUCUUCGCAACAUUUCUUUGAAAAACCUAUCAGUGAAAUUUUCUAUGGUGAUCACUGUUAAAAAUAACCAACGCCUGAUGAUUUUAACUAAGUUUGUACGAAGACGAAGUUUCUUUAUCAUUCAGCCGAAAUUAAAUGUAAUUUUUACUUCUGCACAAAUUGGGAUCAUCAAUAAUCAAUACAUCUGAUAAAAAAUACUCUUUGUAUCUGUAUCAAGUGAUAAAAUGUUUGAGAAAUCUGCAAUGAUGAAUUGAAUUAUGUUUUGCUCUUAAGUUGCCAAAUGAAAAAAAGGAAUGAAAAAUUCUCUCUUCAAUUGCAUGUAUUUUGCAUGUGCUCAAGAAUGACCACUGAAUUUUUUGAGUAGAUGAGCCUCUAAGUCUGACCAUUUUUGCAAGGAGAUUUCUGAAAGUACGUCAAUGAAGCCUUGAAUCUUCAAACGAAGAUGGUGAGCUAUUCUUGUUAGAACUUCAAACCAAGACCAAUCCAUGUAUUGAUUGAGACCCAAAUCAGUACCCAUGGCUUGAAAGGACUGUAAGCAUGGCAGUUUGAAUGAAGGACAUUUAAAAACCACAAUUUAAUUUAUAAUUUUUUGAAAACUGAAUCUAACUGCUAAGUCAGUAUUGAAAAUUGCUAAAUGAUGCACUAUUCUCAGAGGGCAGAAAAUGAUUCUUGCAACUAGUAAUGUAUACAAUUCAUUACUCUUCUGACGCACGGGAGUAUCUCAGUCUCCACAUAAGCCCCAGGAAGCAUAUAUCUAUUUGUAGAACAGGAUCCACAUGGAAAUUGAAAUACUCCCUUACAUCAGAGAGGCAACGAAUUCUGAUGCACAUUGCUGAAGCAUUCAUUGCCUAUCAUGCGUUCUCAUUGCAGGUAUUAUGAUUUCUAUCUCAAACUGUGUUAUUUUUCAAAUCAACCAAAUUAUAUCAUGCAAAAAAACAUGCACAGCACACUAAGUAUACUUUCAGUUUUAUAUGUUCCAUAGAAAGUUGAAAUUUUACUGAUUAUGAAGUCUUUUAUGGAGCGUAGCCCUCUAGCAAAAAUGUCUCAAUGGCUGAGCUGUUCUCCAUCUUGGAAAGGCUUUUAUUAUUAUCAUUUUUAUUUUCAAAUCCAUCCAAUCUUAUAUUUUGUUUUGUUUGAGAAAAAUUGUCUUUUUUAAUUCACUGGAAGUAUGGUUCAUUUUAAUCUUUAUUACAAUCAGAAGAAAUCUUGUUGCUGAAGUUUUGAUUGCUUAUUUUUAUGUGUUGAUAUCAAUAGUUUUAUCAAGUAAUUUUCCCGCUAAACUUGUUCAUUAUCUUUCCCUGCUCCUUAAGGGUGAAACUGAAGUCACUCUUCAAUCUUUUUUUCUCUUUGAUGCAUUUCAAUUUUAUAAGGGAGACGCCAUUGUGAACAAAAACAUUCUUGUUUGAUAUUUUGUAUCCUUACGCAAUACUGUGAAAUCUAUUAUGAGAGAUUGCAUGUCUACUCAAAUGUUGCCCCUAUCUAAAUGUAGGAGAAUCCUAGAAUGUACAGAUGGAAACAAGGCAAAGUUUAAAACACACUGAUAAUUAAGUAUUGGUCACUACUUGUCAAAGCUGUUUUUUGCGUAAUAUGAUUGGCGGAGAAUUCAAAAUGUCAGGAAAUUCCGAGGAGCGCAAUUAGUAUAUAUUGUCUAAUAUUACCUCAUGUAAAA
Molecule: messenger RNA, 3058 nt
Organism: Bemisia tabaci
Lineage: Eukaryota; Metazoa; Arthropoda; Insecta; Hemiptera; Aleyrodidae
Product: protein ILRUN
Biological process (GO): macroautophagy
Cellular component (GO): phagophore assembly site
Molecular function (GO): ubiquitin binding
Source: RefSeq, a predicted model, not a curated record